AUGUCACUUUUGUUUGCUUUAAAAGAAUUAGGGUUACCUGGUUCCCAAAGUGGAAUGCAGUUUAACAAUGACGUCCUCUUCUUCGGGAGUUAUGUUUCCUCUCUUGAUGUCUGA
Arabidopsis thaliana (thale cress) is the source of this 114-nucleotide messenger RNA. RefSeq lists its product as uncharacterized. NCBI's taxonomy places the organism in Eukaryota, Viridiplantae, Streptophyta, Magnoliopsida, Brassicales, Brassicaceae. The record is from RefSeq and is marked reviewed. The coding region runs from base 1 to 114 and encodes 37 amino acids. The transcript is spliced from 2 exons.